CAAGGCUGGGCGCUGGUUCCCGCUGGGACACCGCGGCACUCUGCGGAUCCCUCAGGAUCAGCUUGAAUGAACUGCAUCUUGUAUCAGCCUGGCAGGCAGCACGACUGCAAUGGCUCAAGUGAAAUCAAGACCUGGAUUUUCUGGCCACGAAGCCCAGGACUCCAGACCCGGGUACACUCAGCCUUCAAAGAGAUGGACACACCAGAGGCACUGGACCCUGGAAUCCUCUCAGAGGGCUGUAGGGAGCCUAGCCCUGGGUGUGAAUCUUUCCUGGGACACCUCCAAGCUGCCCUUCGCAGUCGCUUCCACUUCCUGCUACUGGGGAUACACCAGACACAGCUGCUCUGCCCGGAGCUCUGCCAAGCCUGGUAGGAGAGGUGGGGUAUGGGAAGAAUGGCCUAUGUUUUGGGUGGGGUAGAAGGCAGGAUCUGCAGCUUGCAGGCCAUAGUGUUUAAAGGGAUAUGGCCUACCUCCAACGCAGCCAAGUUCAUGAAGCCUAGUGUUUUGAGGAGAAGCAGAAAGGGGCAGAGCCUGUAGAGCGCCUGGCUUUUUAGAUUGGCAGUACAGAGGCUGGCCUCCCAUGGACCCAGUUUUUAAAUAAAGGGACGGGGCCUCUUGACU
Miniopterus natalensis is the source of this 621-nucleotide messenger RNA. NCBI's taxonomy places the organism in Eukaryota, Metazoa, Chordata, Mammalia, Chiroptera, Miniopteridae. The record is from RefSeq and is a predicted model, not a curated record.